Molecule: messenger RNA, 5844 nt
Organism: Uloborus diversus
Lineage: Eukaryota; Metazoa; Arthropoda; Arachnida; Araneae; Uloboridae
Product: polyhomeotic-proximal chromatin protein-like
Exons: 15
Coding region: 13-5385 (1790 amino acids)
Biological process (GO): positive regulation of DNA-templated transcription
Cellular component (GO): SWI/SNF complex
Source: RefSeq, a predicted model, not a curated record
GUGAGCAAGAUAAUGAAAGCAAAGUCCUCCUACUCAAGUCAACGUGAAACUGUCGUAACAUCUAGCUUUGGAGCAUGCAGUUUGGCAAUGGACGAUGGAGGUCGUUGUCUGCUUGACGUGAUUAAUGAUCCACUUCUUCUUCAGUCCUUUCUAGAGAGUGGUAGUGACGAGAACUCAAAGGACCCUCAAGAUGGGACUUCAUCAGAGUCGGCUGUUGAAAGUCCGCAGGUGCCAAGGAGUUCUCAUUCUACCUUUUCAAAUCAUCAGGCAUCUAUUGAACACAUAGUUGAGCAGUCGGAAAUGGGAUACAGUUACACUGUAGAAGGCCAGGCUGUGCUGGCCCAAAGUGGGAUAUGUUCGACAAAUGCUGGCUUAGGGAGCAUGUCACUUCUGGUAACUUCAUCUGGUCAACAAACAUACCAGCAUGCUUCAUCCAGUGGAGCUACUAUUCAUCAUAUUCCAUCAUCUGCUGCGCAUACUACUAUACAUCCUCAUUCUCCAGCAUCUGCCCGACCUGCAACUCCCUUGUCACAUAACAUUAAAUCUCCUGGCCAAGGUCCAUCUUCUGUACAUAGUAUGCCUCCUCCAUCCCCACUGCAACAAACAAGAUCACCUUUGCCAUCUCAUACUCCUUCACCAGCACCUGCAUGGUCUCCAAUUCCUCCUGUGCUAUCUCCUGCCACGAGUCGAACUCAAUCUUCAAUGCCUUCAGUUGCUUUCCAGCAGUCUCACAAUCAAAUGCUCCAGACAAGUAGUGUUACACAAUUUGUUACUGCUCUGGCAAAUCAGCAAUCUAUAACGCAGAAAUUAAAUCUUCAACAACAGCAGCAGCAACUGUUUUUACAACAACAGCAGCAGAUAUUAUCACCAGUUUCACAACCAGCAGCCCCACGGCUUACAGCUGUAACAUCUCCCAUUGUUUCUUCUGCAGCAGUUACUGUUCCUCCUCCAAUGGUACAGUUGAUAACUGCACCACAGUCUAAUGUAUCUUUGCCUACAAGGACGUCGCACAGUGCUGUUCGCCCGAUUCAACCAAAGAUACCACCUCAGAUACUGCCGAAGCCAGCCACUUGUACUGCUUCGAAUCAGUUUGUUUCACCAGCCCCAACACCAAAGCAGCCCCCUCCACCUCCUGUAACCGCGAAUCAGAGGACUGUAGGUGUUGGUAUUCAACCCAGUGCAACAGGGCAAUUAGUCAUUGGCCAAGGACAGCCAGGUGUUUUCUCUGGACCUCAAGGUACAAUUGUACUUAACCAAAUAAUUCCAGGUGUUGGACAAAAUCCUAUUCUAAUACAAGGGAUGGGCAAUCUUGCCAACAUCCCAGGCCUACAAUUGACAUUGAGGCCGCCUAGUAGUGCAUCUCCUGGUCAGUCUGUAAAUUCUUCAAAUUCACAAAACAAUGCAACGUUAAUUGCUGCACUACAAGGUCCCAGUCAACAUGCCCAAACUCUUUUUGCACCUGCUAAAUCUCCUAUCCAUGGGCAGCAAACUGUAGUUAUUCCUAAUAACCUUGCACAUCCUGUUUUAGCUUCUCAAAAUAUAAAUUUAACUUCUUCAGGAAUUCCAAAUAGUGGGAUCAUGUCAUCUUCCUCUCAAGGGCAAGGAUUUUUGACUCGAUCAAAUAUCAUUCUAUCGCCUAGAGUUGUUGGAGGUAAUCAGGGUCUCCAACUGCAACAGAUACAAACCCCACAAGGUCCUAUUUUUGCUUUCGCUCCCAGCCAGACCAUAGCAGUACCACACUUACAAACUGCAUUGCAGAAUGCUACUUUAGGCAAUGCUCAGUUAGCGCCUGUGACACUUCCUAUGCAUGGAAUAAUGACUAAUCAAGGAGUCUUAUCUGGGUUAUCCCUCCAAUCUCAUGCACCACAGUCUGCCUUACAACAGCAACAACAGUCUUUGUUUGGUACAGCAGUUCCUUUUACUAGCCAUGUAGAGCCGCCAUCACAUCAAGUGAUUCAAGUGCCACAGCCUCUGGCUCCUCCACAAGUCCCUGCUAAUCAUCCAAAUCAGUUGCAAAACCAGCAACAGUUACAGGUUGAACAUUCUCCAAAACCAGCUUCUCCACCAAAGCCUUCCAAAAUUACUUCUGUGAAUUUAGAAGAGUUGUUGAAAGAACAUGGCAUUGUGCCUGAAAAUUCUCCUAUCCCUUCUCCAGAUUCAAAUUCUCCUCUAAUGGAGGAUCCAGUUCCUUCACAUAUGCAGCCUUCAAACACGGUAGUCCCUACUCCUCAGUUGGUCACAGCAUUGCAAUCACAGCAAGUAGUCCUGGAACAACUAAGUCAAAGUCCACAAGGACACACAUCCUUACCUCAGAUCAAACUUGCUUUGACACAAGACGGCAGUGUCAUCUUUCAGCCCCACAAUGCAUUCAGCAACACUUCGCAGAGAGUCCAGCAGUUUAUACCCUCCUCCCAGAUCCAUGGAAGGACGGCCAACAAUGUGGCUCCUGUCAUCCUGCCCACUGUCACGACAUCGUCUGUUUCAGUUCCUGUUGUUGCCACUGAGCCCUCUACCGCACGCAACCAUUCAACUUUGCUCGCAAGGCUGAAUGCUGCCCCAGCAAUAAAUGUUCCUGAUAUGUCAUCUUUGGCAAUUGUUACAUGCAUAGGAGGUACAGCAACAUCUUCAAUUACUACCACUACAAUCACAACUACUACAACAACACUUGUGCCAUUGACUGUUCAGAGCCUGAACAUUAACAGUUCCAGUAAUGCCAGUAAUUACGUAGUGCAACGGACUUCGGCAAUAUCCAGCACCACGCCAGAUAAGUUCUUCAUCUCUGAAGAGGAGCCUUCGAAUCAUGUGACAUCGGUGAUCUCAAAUUCUGUGCAACAAAAUCGUAUUAAUCACGUCAACUCCGGGUUCCAAACUGUGGUUGUUUCUAGUGACUCUUCUUCUCGGACAUCUGUACAAAGUACCCCCAAAACUGUGCAAUCUACAUUUAUGGUACCUGCUAGUACAACAAACUCUAACACAGUGCAAGCUGAGCCUGAGAAAAUUAGAAAUGAAAAUACUGUUGAAAUUGCUGAUAAUGGUGCUAUUGUGCCAAGCCAUACUCUUCCAGCAUUUUCAGCAAAUGUGCCAAAUCAUGUGUUUCAAAACUUACAAAAAGAAAUCAAUGAACUUGCCACCAUGAAAUACCGCACUGCUGAGCAGCAAAAAUCUUUACAACAAUUAAUGUCUGUUAGUCAGAAAUUGAUUGGAACGAAGGGUAACAAAGGUUGUCGAGCAAUCCAAAAUCAAAUACAUAUGAAACAUGAUCCUGAAAUAGAAAAACUGUUAACGAAAGCACAAAAAGAAUGUCACAGCUUACUAUCUUCUGAGCAAUCUCAGCAAUCACAACCACAGCUGCAGCAACAGCAGCAGCUACAGCAACAGCAGCAGCUACAGCAACAGCAGCAGCUACAGCAGCAACAACAACAACAGCAGCAGCAGGCAAAAGCUUCUAAUGUAUCAUCUCAACACCCAGUUCCAGCUGAAAAACAAAAUGCUGCAAAUUCUAAAGGAGUUGCUUCUCAUAAUUUACACUUGACACCUGUGAAGCUUAUCGCUCCUGCUACUACUUCUAUUACAACUGCUUGUGAUAGUACAACAACUACAUCUAGUGCAACAAUUUCAAGUCAUCAAAAGAUGGUUAAUCAAACUGUAAAUAUAACUCAGCAGAGGUUGCAGGUACCACAUCAGCAGCAAACACCUCAUCCUCAGCAACCACCACAUCCGCAGAGUAGUAAAACUCAAGUGGAAACUACACAGCAACCAGUAGCAGUGAGGAUAUCAAAACCGCCUCAGCAAGCUCCACCUUGUCCAAAUGUGGUUCCAAUUAAAGGUCCAUCACCUGUUAAAAGAGUUCCCACAGUGCCUAAACCUGUUCUUUUUAGUGACCAGCUUAUCAAAGAUCAGAAUGGUGUUGUCAGUCCUGAUGUCAAAACACCAUUUUUGUCUAAGCAAGAUGCUUGUAGCAGGCUCCUCAGAUAUCACGUGUAUAAUUCCAAAGUUCCAUCAAUUGAAGAAAUUCAUAAAGCGGAUGAAACAUUUGACAUGGUGUCUGUUCAGCUGUUAGAAAAAGUGAAGCGGUUGAAAAAUAAAUAUCAGCUUCUUCAGCUUAAGGAAAGCAUGCGGCCAUGCGUUACACCUGAUCAAGUUCUGAUGGAGAGAUUGUUUAUCGAAGAUGAGCAAACUUCCCUUCAAGAAGAUAAAGCUGCAGUAGCUGAUGGGAAACCCUUAUCUCUCCCGCCUCCUCCUCCAAGUUGGUUGAAGUUGAUGAACUGCAGAGAUUCUCCGCCGCCACUGUCCGCCUGCGAAGCCGCGCCUUCCGAGUCGAAAGUGGAGGAGCCCUGCGCGAGUUCCGAGGACUACCCGGAACACCCCCACGAACUCAGCGAUCCUCACCUGCAGGAGGACAGCGAUCCCCCCAACUACAAGGACGACGACAACCUGGAAGCGCCGGUCAUCGACAGUUGUGCCGACAUCAUGGUUCCCAGGCACGACGACAACAUCGAGCGCAGCCCUCCCACCCUGAAAAGGAUCGUGAUAAAACCCCGGGAGCUGUCCGAGAGCGACUCCGAGGAACCAGUGACUAACAAACGCUUUAAGUUCAAUAGUGCGUGUAUAAAAUUGACUACAAGCAGCUGUGAUUGGAGCGGCGAGAGCACGCUCUGUAGGCCCGCGAGGCCGACCUCCAAGGGCGGCGAGCAGAAGACUAAUCACAAGUAUCCCCACGCCGCUUUGACUCGUGAAUCUUUUCACAGUGAUAAUAGGAUAGACGAUGUGGUGAGUAAGAUUAAGUUGGAUAUAUCUCCCAUGGAGAUCGAUAUGGGCGACUUCGAGCCGGGGGCCGAGGACCUGGCGGACUUCGAGCCGCCCGUCGCGAGGACGGAAGAGUCGUGCGAUUCGCUGGCGUACAACAGGACUAACAGCGAGGUGAAGUACGAGUUCGACAUGUUGGGCUGUUCCACGUGGGAUCCGGAUUACGUCCACCACCCGCCGAACGACGGCGACGACCCGCCCGAUCUGGACCUGUCGGGUCUGGACGGGCUGGAGGACCACCUGGAGGACGGCAUUCCCAACGGGAUCCGGGACGAAUCCGACGUGAACAGCUACGUCGGGUAUCAUAUUCCUAAGCGUCAAAAGAGAUUCCCGGACGUGGGGCCGUCCGGCAACUGCGCGUCGGACCAGGUGCAGAGUGCCAUCAAGAGCAUCAUGGGAGCGCCGGCCGAGCAUCGUUCCUACUUCGUUCCCGACGACGUCGAGUUCUUGCCCAUGGCGAAGCAGAGCCACAACGCGCACAUUUCCGACUACGGCGGGAGCUUGGACGCCGACAUGGGAGCCACCAGCGGCGAGUCCGACGCCGCCCUGGACGAGGCGGUCCGCAGCAUUCUCCUAUGAGGGGGCGCCCCAUUCCAUUAUCAUUUCUACACUACAAGCUGCCUGCCCGACAUAACUGUGCACUUAUUUAUUGUCAUUGUUGAAUUUGUCUGUUAAAUAAGAAUUAUAUUGAUUUCCUUGCGUGCGUUCUUGUGAUAUGGAUUUUUUUUUUGUCAUCGAGACAUUUCGUUCAAAGUUGUUUUUUUUAUAAAUUAUAGCGCAAUCAGCAAUAAAUGAGUCUCCUGGUACGAGCAAUGUGAUGUGUGUAAUUCGAAACAAAAAAAAUAAUUGUUAAACAUUUGCCUCUUAUUGCGUUUGGGGAGGAGUAAAAGGCGACGUCGCCGAUCUCUUUAGUACAAAUUACUCGAGGGGGAAAGAAAUCCCGAUCCUACAUCUUGCUCAAACGAUUUGAAAAGUACUUAACCUUGCUCAUUACUAUUAAUGAUUUAAAGUGUUAUACCUGUUGUUUUUGUAAUUUUU